CAUUUUACGGAGAGGAGUCGGUGCAGAGAGACGGUUAGCGCGUGUCUCUGUGACCCUUAGUAGCUGACUUUCUGUAGCGACCCAACACGUUUUCGCCUUUAACCAAGAAUCUAAGAUCUGUUGUGAUCUUGUAUUCAGAUCUGCUGUAACGGCUCCUCGCGCUUAACGGCCCGCUAUGUCUCGCGAUCGAUUCAGAAACCGCGGAGGAGGAUUCCAGCAGCGAGGAGGAGGAGGCCGCGGCGGUUUAGGAGGAAUGCGAGGUGGAAUGGGAAAUCCAAAUUUCCGAAAUCAGAACACCCCGCAGCAUCCCUUUCAGAACCGAGGACCCCAGCCGGGCGGUGGGUUUAAGCCUAAUCAGGGAAACCAGCCUAAUCAAGCACAUCCUCCUCCGAACCAGAGUACACCACAAAAGCCGGAGGCGGGGAGCGGUAACGUUGCCCCGAAGCCCGAAAUUAAGUCGCCGCGCCGCAGCAGCAGCCCCAGCAACCCCCGCAACAACAACCACAACAGCAGCAGCCGGCACAAGGUCCAGGCCUUCCUCAGAACAAAACCCCGACUCAGCAGCCGCAGGGCGGCAGCGCAGGUCCGC
Colossoma macropomum (tambaqui) is the source of this 589-nucleotide messenger RNA. RefSeq names its product splicing factor, proline- and glutamine-rich-like. The annotation marks the transcript as partial. The record is from RefSeq and is a predicted model, not a curated record. The transcript has a single exon. NCBI's taxonomy places the organism in Eukaryota, Metazoa, Chordata, Actinopteri, Characiformes, Serrasalmidae.